Molecule: messenger RNA, 2222 nt
Organism: Chelmon rostratus (copperband butterflyfish)
Lineage: Eukaryota; Metazoa; Chordata; Actinopteri; Chaetodontiformes; Chaetodontidae
Gene: nfia
Product: nuclear factor I/A
Exons: 10
Coding region: 37-1428 (463 amino acids)
Biological process (GO): regulation of transcription by RNA polymerase II
Cellular component (GO): nucleus
Molecular function (GO): DNA-binding transcription factor activity, RNA polymerase II-specific; RNA polymerase II cis-regulatory region sequence-specific DNA binding
Source: RefSeq, a predicted model, not a curated record
ACACACCUUCCAGAUCUAAGAUUAGAUCCGACAGAUAUGUAUUCUCCGCUAUGUUUAACACAGGAUGAAUUCCAUCCUUUCAUCGAAGCCCUGCUGCCCCACGUCCGGGCCUUCGCCUACACAUGGUUCAACCUGCAGGCCCGCAAGAGGAAGUACUUCAAGAAGCACGAGAAGCGCAUGUCCAAGGAGGAAGAGCGCGCCGUGAAGGACGAGCUGCUCAGCGAGAAGCCCGAGGUCAAACAGAAGUGGGCGUCGCGCCUCCUGGCCAAACUGCGCAAGGACAUCCGGCCCGAGUUCAGGGAGGACUUCGUGCUGACGGUGACGGGGAAGAAGGCGCCGUGCUGCGUGCUGUCCAACCCCGACCAGAAGGGCAAGAUGAGGAGGAUCGACUGCCUGCGCCAGGCGGACAAAGUGUGGAGGCUGGACCUGGUCAUGGUGAUUUUAUUCAAAGGGAUUCCCCUCGAAAGUACUGACGGGGAGAGGCUGGUAAAGUCUCCUCAGUGUUCGAACCCCACCCUGUGUGUGCAGCCGCAUCACAUUGGAGUUUCAGUCAAGGAGCUGGAUCUCUACCUGGCCUACUUCGUGCACGCAGAAACCGGCCAAUCAGAAAGCCCCAACCAGGCCAGCGAAUCAGAUAUCAAGGAGCAGCCAGAGAACGGUCAUCUGGGUUUUCAGGACAGUUUUGUGACGCCCGGCGUCUUCACGGUGGCCGAGCUAGUACGAGUCUCACAGACACCCAUCGCAGCCGGCACCGGUCCAAAUUUCUCAUUGGCAGACCUGGACAGCUCCUCCUACUACAGCAUGAGUCCGGGAGCCAUGAGGAGACCGCUGCCUAGCACCUCCUCCUCCAGCUCUGCCAAGAGGAUAAAGUGUAUGGAGGAGGAUGUGGACAGUCCAGGCGAGGAGUCCUACUACCCCAGUCAGGGUCGGUCUCCGGGCAGCGGCAGCCAGGCCAGCAGCUGGCACGACGUGGAGCCAGCGAGCCCCCAUGCUCCCCCCUCCAGCCUCCACUUCUCCUCCUCCCCCAUCCUGCAGCAGCCCGGCUCCUACUUCUCCCACCCGGCCAUCAGGUAUCACCCGCAGGAGACGCUCAAGGAGUUCGUCCAGCUGGUCUGUCCUGACUCCGCCCAGCAGGCCGGACAGGUGGGCUUCCUCAACCCUAAUGGUAGCUCCCAGGGAAAGGUCCACAAUCCUUUCCUGCCGACACCCAUGCUGCCUCCCCCUCCGCCUCCCCCGAUGGCGCGUCCCGUCCCACUGCCCGUCGACGCCAAGCCGCCCUCCACCUCCUCCACUGAGGGGGGAGGCAACUCACCCACCUCGCCCACCUACUCCACCCCGACUUCAUCUCCAGCCCAGCGGUUCGUCAGCGUCGGACCCAGAGACCCCGGCUUUAACAUCCCUCAGCAACCACAGUGGUACCUGGGAUAAGGACUCCAGAGGCCCCUCCCCCCUCCACCUGUACGUCAGAUCGCUGCAGCCUCCUCCUCGACCUUUGACCUUUGAUGCCAGCUGUGACAGAGAGUCCCGUCUUGCCCCGCCCCUACAACCCUGCUCUUCUCGCUCCGCGCCUGACUCCGCCCCCACCAGCGCCACACAGACUCGGCAGCAUCAGCAUGGCUACAGCGGAUCGAACGCACCUCGACACCCACUCUGUAAACUGUACGUCGUACACUUCCCUCUUCACAUAUGGUUCAUAUGUUGAUGUUAAUAUAUAGUGCCAGACCCCCCAAACCAGACCAGGCUGACACAUUAAUGGGGGGGUCGAGCCUUCGAUUUUUGGGAACGCCAUAAGACUGAAUCACAGAGCUUCCCCUGUGAGAAACUACACACCCACUCUCCCAUCAUCCUCCACAGCGUGUGCAUCCAGUGGACUUACAACACCCUGUCUGCACCCACCCUCAGACCCCCCCCCACCCAGAGGAUCCCGACAGCUUGGGGUUGGUUCGGUUGGUGGGAUAGGACGUGAUGCACCGUGUCUGGGGCAGGGGGGAGGUGUUACCUGGCUUCGAAACCAUCAGCUAAUACCACCAACCCCCCCACCUGAGCCCUCACACACCUCCCGGGAUAAAUUCCAACCUCGCUUGACCCCGCCCUCUGGUUGGUGGCGUGGCAGGGAGGGAGGAGGUCCUCAAGGCUCUUUCCAAGGACAUGGACCGGUGCUUAAUGGAAAGACGUGACCUGAUGGGGAGGUGGUGUGGGCACAGAUGCCCUGCCUGUUUCAC